CACCGGAUAUACGCAGUUUCCCCGGGAAAUCACAUUUUCUACUUUGGUGGUGAGUUCAGUGAGCUUGCAGAAGUACUGAUAAUCAAUGGAGAAAAUAACUGAGAAACUUUUACUGGAGAGAGGCUCUCCAAAAACCAACAGACUGGAGCAAAUCAAGACACUGCAUCUGUCUAAGCUGGGGCUGAAGCACCAGGACCUUCCAGUUAAGCUGCUGUCCCGUCUCCAGUCCCUGGAGCACUGGGAUCUUUCUGGGAACAGGCUGCAGGAGUUUCCCAAAAAUCUAGGGCUGCCUGCGCUGCGAUACCUGGAUCUCAGCGACAACCAGAUAGAGGAUGUUACCACUCUGAAAUCUCUGAGUGGUCUGGAAGAGCUUAAGUUGGAGGACAAUCUUUAUAUCACUGUGAGUGAUAAUUACAAGUUGAUGGUGUUGUUGCCCAACCUGAGAAUGUACAACGGUAAAGAUGUCAGCACUACUGCCAACCACUUGCGCUACGUCUACACAGAGAACCUGAGGACCAGGAUAAUUGCAGUUUGGGAGAAAAGCUUCAGUCUCCCGGAUCCCAUCACAGCACAGAAAAUGUCCACAUUGGAGGCAGAUUUUGUCAGCACCGCCCGUCAACAGGUUAAAUUUGGACCGAGUUCGGUCAGCGACUUCACUAAAUGGAAAGUGGCGAUUAUGGCUAAGGAGUAUUUUUGUUCUCUGACAGAACCGAAAGAAGAACCAGAGAGCAAGGAGGCUACUGACACCAAACUGAACUGUGAUGUCAGAUCUCCCACCAAGAGGAAACCGCCAAUGGACUCCAGCAUAAGCCUGACACCUCUCAAGAUACUGCGCACAGAUCCCCCAGCCGCUGAAGACAGCCCCCGUAAAUCCAGUCUCCGCCUCAAACCUCUAACCCAGACCGAUGAGGUCAGAUUGAGCCCCCGCAAGAGAAGUCAACCACCCUCCACCCCCAGCAAAGGACCGACGAGGCCAGAGACGCCAAGGAGAGGUUCUAAAGUGCGACAAACCAAAGAGGACGGAGCUCACGUUAACCAGAAGGAAGAUGUCAGCAGAAAAGAGCUGCAGAGAGAUGCUGACAUGCAGCCCACAAUAAAGAGCUGCAGCAAGACACAGCAGCCGGUCCAUCUGAAGCCCCUUCACAUCCUCCAGUGCCACAGCAAACAGAACAGCUCGGAGGACUUCUCUACCCAGCUCUGGGCAUGCGCUUUCCAGCCGCCAGAUGCUACUGGCGCUGGUGGAGGAGACCGUUUGGUUGCUACCUGUGGCGGAGACUCUCUCUGUGUGAUUGACUGUGAAACCGGGAUGGUGAUGAAGAAGUACAAAGUUCACGGAGAGGAGUUCUUCUCCCUGGCCUGGUCCAUAGUGUUGAUGUCUAGGGGAGGCAAGGCCUCGGCUCAGCACUGCAGCAUUCUGGCAGCUGGUGGGAAGAGAGGACUGGUCAAAUUGAUCCACCCUAGAAACAACGUGGCCUACGGGGAGUUCAGAGCCAGCCGCAAGGCACUGUCUGUCCUCCGCUUCAACCCCAACAAGGGAAACUUCCUCUUCACGGGAUCGUACGAUAACAAGAUAACGAUGUGGGACAUCGGUGGAGUGGACAGCCAGUACAACUUCAAAGUUGUUCAGCUGCUGAUGUUGGAGAUGAGCGCUACCCCGCUGCACAUUUGCUUUCCCCCAACAUCCCCAAGUUCGCACCUUCUGACUGCCUCCGAGGACGGCCUGCACUGCUACGACACACAACUCGGCACCAACAACACCACAAAGAGCAGGUCAAAGGAAAUGGAGAUAACUUUCCCCAUAUAUAAGAAGGAAGACAAAGACCAUGACUAUCACACCAUUGACGGUCUGAGUUUUCUAACAGAUGACAUUGUGGCCUCCAAGAACUACUUGCACGGUUGCAUUUACUUGUGGAGCUGGAGCAAGACCAAAACCCAGAGGCCUGACAAGAAGAGUAGGGCAGUGUGUGCUGUGGUUCUGGCUGAACUGCAGUGGACCAACACUGAGAUUCCUUACCUGGCUCUAAACACCUGUCCAGGCCAAGCCUACAUAGUGUGCGGCGAUGACAAAGGCAGACUCUGGACCUACCACGUCACCAACCUGCAGAAAAACAGUUUCCAGAGCGGGAAACCCAUCCAGCCCACCGAGGUGUUGGAGUGGCCGACCCCGGUCAGGAAGGGCGUCGGGCAGGUGGAGGGCCCCUCCAUCAACAGCGUAGCAAUGGACCCCGAGCUUCAGUUCCUGGUGGCCCUCAGUGACAAGAAUAUGGUCAUAGUGUGGAAGAGAGAGUAGUCUACCUGAGUGAUACAAGCUAUGUGACUGCAACUCAUGAAGAGAAGUCUUACAGAUUUCCAAAGCUU
This is a messenger RNA of Larimichthys crocea (large yellow croaker), 2358 nucleotides long. It is a transcript of the gene lrwd1, whose product is annotated as leucine-rich repeats and WD repeat domain containing 1. NCBI's taxonomy places the organism in Eukaryota, Metazoa, Chordata, Actinopteri, Sciaenidae. Gene Ontology annotation, cellular component: nuclear origin of replication recognition complex. Gene Ontology annotation, biological process: establishment of protein localization to chromatin; chromatin organization. The record is from RefSeq and is a predicted model, not a curated record. Gene Ontology annotation, molecular function: chromatin binding; protein binding. The coding region runs from base 86 to 2290 and encodes 734 amino acids. The transcript has 16 exons.